This is a messenger RNA of Puccinia graminis f. sp. tritici CRL 75-36-700-3, 449 nucleotides long. RefSeq lists its product as uncharacterized. Bases 24 to 449 code for a protein of 141 amino acids. The transcript has 4 exons. NCBI's taxonomy places the organism in Eukaryota, Fungi, Basidiomycota, Pucciniomycetes, Pucciniales, Pucciniaceae. The record is from RefSeq and is a predicted model, not a curated record.
AGUUUCCUUUGAAUUCGGUGGUAAUGUCACCUCCUCCGAUUUCUCAACCACCUUUAAUCUCCAUCUCCAACUGGACGAUCGUCGUUCAGUGGGCUCGACAGGAUCUUUCCCAGAUCGACACUCGUCGAUCCCUUCCUUUCCCGCAUUCGUUAUCGGCGUUGACGCGGCGGCGGUGGUUAGAUACUCGAUUGCGAUCUAGAUUGACUGGCGCUGAUGGCAUCGCCGCCACUGAUCAUCUUCAAGAAACUUCCUGGAUCGACGAUACUCUGCCGAAUUUGCUCUGGGAGAAUCUAUGCCGGCCGGAGUCAGAAACGUUUGUCAAUCGCUUCGAUGGUCACGCUCUCCCUGGGGAUUUGGUAAGAGGGGCUGCAGUCACCAGGUCUAUAAAAGGCGACCCUCUGCUCGCCAAAAUCAUCCACAAAAAUGCUACCUCGAUCCCUUCAACAUGA